This is a messenger RNA of Lutra lutra (Eurasian river otter), 4470 nucleotides long. RefSeq names its product trafficking protein particle complex subunit 9 (gene TRAPPC9). The coding region runs from base 246 to 3863 and encodes 1205 amino acids. Gene Ontology annotation, cellular component: trans-Golgi network. NCBI's taxonomy places the organism in Eukaryota, Metazoa, Chordata, Mammalia, Carnivora, Mustelidae. The transcript has 26 exons. The record is from RefSeq and is a predicted model, not a curated record.
GGCUCGUGCGCGCCCGUCGUUCCACACUCGGCAGGGGGAUGUCACUGCUCCGUCCCUUCGAAUAGGACGACCGGUGUGAUAAGGCCCUUACGAGAUUAAAUGAGACCUUUGUGACAAGAGCGGUGCACGUCACCUGCCAGGUGAGGGGACGCUACCGCGACUGUGUUGUUUUGAGGGACCGGACGUGAGAGACCCGCUCAGGUGGUUGGUUUUUCGUGCCGCUAAACACACGCAGAGUCUUCAGGAUGAGUGUCCCUGACUACAUGCAGUGCGCCGAGGACCACCAGACUCUCCUCGUGGUGGUGCAGCCUGUGGGCAUCGUCUCCGAAGAGAACUUCUUCAAGAUCUACAAGAGGAUCUCCUCGGUGAGCCAGGUCAGCGUGCGGGACUCCCAGCGGGUGCUCUGUAUCCGCUACAGGCACCACUACCCGCCCGAGAACAAUGAGUGGGGUGACUUCCAGACCCACCGCAAGGUCGUGGGCCUCAUCACCAUCACGGACUGCUUCUCCGCCAAGGACUGGCCGCAGACUUUCGAGAAGUUCCACGUGCAGAAGGAGAUCUAUGGCUCCACGCUCUACGACUCUCGGCUCUUCGUCUUUGGGCUGCGGGGAGAGAUUGCUGAGCAGCCGCGCACCGACGUGACCUUCUACCCCAACUAUGAGGACUGCCAGACGGUGGAGAAGAGGAUCGAGGACUUCAUUGAAUCCCUCUUCAUUGUGCUCGAGUCCAAGCGUCUGGACAGGGCCACCGACAAGUCCGGGGAUAAGAUCCCCCUUCUCUGCGUCCCAUUUGAGAAGAAGGACUUCGUAGGACUGGACACAGACAGUAGUAUGUUGUUGGGUCUGAAAAGACACUACAAGAAGCGGUGCCAAGGGCGCAUGCGCAAGCACGUGGGGGAUUUGUGCCUCCAGGCUGGGAUGCUGCAGGACUCCUUGGUGCACUACCACAUGUCCGUGGAGCUCCUCCGCUCCGUGAAUGACUUCCUGUGGCUUGGAGCUGCCCUUGAAGGGCUGUGUUCCGCUUCUGUCAUCUACCACUAUCCUGGCGGGACUGGGGGCAGGACGGGAGCACGGAGGUUCCAGGGCAGCUCACUUCCUGCGGAAGCAGCCAACAGACACCGGCCAGGGGCACAGGAAGUUCUCAUUGACCCAGGGGAAUUCUUCCUCAGCAUGGGUGCCCUCACGACCAACGGCAUAAAUCCUGACACCAGUUCCGAGAUCGGACGUGCUAAGAACUGUCUUAGUCCCGAGGACAUAAUUGACAAGUAUAAGGAGGCCAUUUCCUAUUACAGCAAGUACAAGAAUGCUGGAGUGGUUGAGUUAGAGGCGUGUGUCAAGGCUGUGCGCGUCCUCGCCAUUCAGAAGAGGAGCAUGGAAGCCUCCGAGUUUCUGCAGAACGCCGUCUACAUUAACCUCCGGCAGCUUUCUGAGGAAGAGAAAAUCCAGCGGUACAGCAUCCUGUCCGAGCUCUACGAGCUGAUCGGCUUCCAUCGGAAGUCUGCGUUCUUCAAGCGCGUGGCCGCUAUGCAGUGCGUGGCCCCGAGCAUCUCGGAGCCGGGCUGGAGGGCCUGCUACGAGCUCCUCCUGGAGGCGCUUCCCGGCUACAGCCUGUCGCUGGACCCCAGACACUUCAGCAAAGGCACGCACCGAGGCUGGGCCGCCGUCCAGAUGCGUCUGCUUCACGAGUUGGUCUACGCGUCCCGAAGAAUGGGGAAUCCCGCUCUUUCUGUCAGGCACUUGUCCUUCCUGUUGCAGACCAUGUUGGACUUUCUGUCGGAUCAAGAGAAGAAAGAUGUGACUCAGAGCCUGGAGAACUACACGUGCAAGUGCCCCGGGACAAUGGAGGUCCUCACGCUGCCCGGUGGCCCCACCCUGCCUCCGGUGCCCCUCACCAAACUCCCCAUCGUCAGGCGUGUGAAGCUGUUGAACCUUCCUGCCAGCCUCCGGCCACAGAAGAUGAAAAGCCUGCUGGGUCAGAACGUGUCGACUAAGAGCCCGUUCAUCUACUCACCAAUUAUCGCGCACAACCGCGGGGAAGAGCGGAACAAGAAGAUAGAUUUCCAGUGGGUUCAAGGAGACGUGUGUGAAGUCCAGCUGAUGGUGUACAACCCGAUGCCGUUUGAGCUCCGAGUCGAAAACAUGGGGCUCCUGACCAGCGGAGUGGAGUUCGAGUCUCUGCCUGCGGCGCUCUCCCUGCCCGCUGAGUCCGGUCUUUACCCGGUGACUCUUGUUGGGGUCCCGCAGACGACCGGAACGAUUACUGUCAACGGUUACCACACCACGGUCUUUGGCGUCUUCAGCGACUGCCUGCUGGAUAACCUCCCGGGGGUGAAGACUGGUGGCUCCACGGUGGAAGUCAUCCCGGCCCUGCCCAGGCUGCAGAUCAGCACCUCCCUGCCCAGGUCUGCACACUCCCUGCAGCCUUCUUCUGGCGACGAGACGUCCACCAACGUGUCGGUCCAGCUUUACAACGGGGAGACCCAGCAGCUCGUCAUCCAACUGGAGAACAUCGGGAUGGAGCCGCUGGAGAAACUGGAAGUCACCUCCAAAAUCCUCACCACCAAAGAAAAAUUGUACGGCGACUUCUUGAGCUGGAGCCUGGAAGAAACCCUUGCCCAGUUUCCUCUGCAGCCGGGGAAGGUGGCCACCUUCGUGGUCAACAUCAAGGUGAAGCUGGAUUUCUCGUGCCAGGAGAAUCUCCUCCAAGACCUCAGUGACGAUGGAAUCAGCGUGAGUGGCUUUCCGCUGUGCAGUCCCUUCCGACAGGUCGUUAGGCCUCGAGUGGAGAGCAAGUCCGUGAACCCGCCCGAAGGCAGCAAGCCGGGGGACCCGAGCCACGUGAAGACCCUGGAAGCUAUCCUGAAUUUCAAGUACUCUGGAGGGCCGGGCCACGUGGAAGGAUAUUAUAGGAGCCUCUCCCUGGGGCUGCGCGUGGAGGCCGAGCCGUCUGUUUUCUUCACCCGCGUCAGCACUCUGCCGGCAACCAGCUCCCGGAAGUGCCACCUGCUCCUGGACGUCUUCAACUCCACGGAGCACGAGCUGACGGUCAGCGCCCGCGGCAACGAGGAGCUCGUCCUGCAUGCCGGCGAGUGCCAGCGAAUGGCCAUUCAAGUGGACAAGUUCAACUUUGAGAGUUUCCCAGAAUCCCCUGGUGCGAAGGGACAGCUUGCAAAUCCGAAGCCACUGGAGGAAGAGAGGCAGGAAGCCCGUGGCCUGGAGAUCGACAGCAAGCUGGACGUCCACUGGAGAAUCCCCUCUCUCAAGCGCACAGGGGAGGCGAGCGUGGAAGGCCUCUUGAACCAGCUGGUCCUGGAGCACCUGCAGCUGGCCCCGUUGCAGUGGGGGUCGGAGCAGGGCUGGAGGCGACCACCCAUGAUUCCGGGAGUGCCCAGGGAGAGGAGAGAGACACCCCAGCUGCAGGGGCACCGUGAGCCACCAGGCCGGGCUGCCCCUGUGCCCAGCACAUGUCCUCAAGAUGUGCUGGUGGACGGACAGCCCUGUGACUGUGAGGCCGCGGCCUGCCGGGUGGGCGACCCCGUGUGUCUGGAGGUGCGGCUGACCAACCGGAGCCCGCGCAGCGUGGGGCCCUUCGCGCUCACUGUGGCGCCCUUCCAGGACCACCAGAAUGGGGCACGCAAUUACGACCUGCACAGCGCCGUCUCCUUCGUGGGCUCCGGCACCCUCCACCUGGAUGCGGUGCAGCCCGCAGGCCAGUCAGCCUGCCUGGGAGCCCUCCUCUUCCUCUACACAGGUGACUUCUUCCUCCACAUCCGUUUCCACCAGGACAACGCGAGCAAGGAGCUGCCGCCUUCCUGGUUCUGCCUGCCCAGUGUGCACGUGCGUGCCCUGGAAGCACCAGCCUGAGCCCCAGGGCAGCCACAGGGGCCCGGCCUGGUCCCCAGCUUCCCGCCAUCCCGCCCCAGCCCUCGAACCCAUGCUUCCUCCCCUUUCUCGUGUGAGCACCCCAGACACGGCAGCCUCACCCCUCCCCGGACUCGCCAGCAGGGCCCUCUGCUGCUGCUUGGUACUAACCGGACCCCACAGGGCAGCACCCACCCAGCCCAGGCCUCCCCAGCCCCGCCCCCCACCCAGUCCCUGGACCUGUCCCUGUGACCUGGGGAUCGCAGCCCAGCCAGGAGAAAGGAAAGGCAAGCAUGAAGGAGGGCCAUGGCCUGGUGGGGCCUGGGAGCCUCCCCUGAGCCCCCUCAGACCUUGAACUCCCCCACGCACCGUCCCCCCGCCCCCCCGGGCUGGCUCUUCUCCCGAGGGCCGAGGCAGCCCCGCAGGAGGGAUGGUGCUGGUCGAUGCCAGGCAGGUCCACCCAUUUCCCCGGCAGGCAGACCUCUGGGCCCGCACCAGCUGCUCAGGCCCGGGGAUGUUUCCGGGCCAGGCUGGGUUGCCGUGGGCUGCAUGUGUCCGUGUGUCUGUGACAAGUUCUCCAAUAAAGGGCCCGCCUUGCUUCUCUGCGGUC